AUGGGGGACAUUACACCUUCUGUUCUGCACACGCCCUCACUUCCUGUCCAAAACGCAACAAUUCCUUUCUGGCGAAUCGCCCCAGAUGAGUUGGACACACAUCGCACCACAGAGAGUAUUCCAUCAGAAUGUGAUAUCCUGAUCAUUGGGGGUGGCUACGCGGGUAUCUCGGCUGCUUAUCACCUCCUCGCUUCUGAAAAGGCGAAGUCGCGCAAAGAUCUGGAUAGCCUGAAGGUCAUCUUGGUCGAAGCGCGAGGGGCUUGCUCUGGCGCGACUGGAAGAAAUGGUAGCGUUAUUUUGUCUAAGGUCACGCGCUCGCACUCGCUUACUUCCAUCCAGGUGGACAUAUACGACCCUCUGUUUAUACUCGUCUUCCAUCGCUGAUCAAAUUUUACGGCGAAGAGGCCGCUGCCGAGCUUUGCGCUUUUGAGGAUGAUCAUGUGCAAGCCAUUGCCGAACUUGCCAAGAAGGAGGGAAUUGAUUGUGACUUCGUCGUUACGCGUUCUUUUGACAUCCAUACCAAUUGCGACGAUGCCAAUGCCGCCAAGAAGACUUUUGAGAAGAUGAAGAAGAAGGGGGUCGCGGUGAGCACUUUGGAUACAUUGUAAUGGACUGAUGAGAAAGAUGCCGAAAAGGUGAGGUCUUCUAUUGUUAAGUUGAAUCGAAGUAUUUACUGACUGACCAUGACAAGGUCUCUCAGGUCAAAGGCUGCGGUGGUUGCUUCUCUUUCCCAGCUGCACAGGUUUCACCUUAUAAACUGAUGAUGGGGCUCCUUAAGAUUGCCAACGAUACAGGAAAGCUCAACAUCCAAACGAACACCCCCGUUACAGCCCUUGAGUCGUCCCAGGAACAUUCCGAGAAAUGGACAGCACAUACCCCACGUGGUCCCAUCACUGCUAAAAAUAUCAUCAUGGCCACCAAUCGCUAUACAGCAUCUCUCCUUCCAGAAUACAAAGGCAAAAUUGCCCCUUGCCGAGGGAUUUGCUGCCAUAUUACCAUACCAGAAGGGAUCAAGGCACCAGACAUGACCGAUAAUUACUGCCUGCGUCUCCCCAAAGGUUCCCAUGACUAUCUCACUUCUCGCCCAGACGGCUCGAUUGUUGUAGGUGGUGUACGUGCGGAUUUCCUCCCUCUUAGGGACGAAUGGUACAACAAUAUUGACGAUUCAAAGCUUAUUGAGACGGCAAAAAGCUACUUCGAUGCCUAUAUGCAAGACCAUUUCAUCGGAUGGGAGAAUACGGGGGCAAGAGUUGAGAGUAUCUGGACUGGAAUCAUGGGAUAUAAUGCCGAUGGCGUUCCUAGCGUCGGAGCAGUUCCAGGAAAGAAGGGAGUUUGGAUUUCUGCGGGUUUUGAUGGUCAUGGAAUGCCGGUUAUUUGGCUGACGAUGAAAGGAUUGGUGGACAUGAUAAUGGAUGGAAGUUCGUUCGAGGAUUCCGGCACCCCCAGAAUCUUCAAGACGACUGUCGAUCGCUUAGAGGACCUGAGAGAUGAUUAUGCCCAUAAGGCAUGA
Messenger RNA from Hymenoscyphus albidus, 1510 nucleotides. The record is from the annotation of a GenBank genome assembly. NCBI's taxonomy places the organism in Eukaryota, Fungi, Ascomycota, Leotiomycetes, Helotiales, Helotiaceae.